AUUCGAUCCACCAGGCUUGCAGACUCAGUAUCUCAACAUUUGAGCAGGGCAUGACAGCUUUAGUCGACGCAUCUUUAUCCUUCGCACCCUUAACUAAACCGAACAGUCGCGAAUUUAGACGAUCACCGCGUCCCCUUACCAGCAACCACACGAGACUACUCCCGUAGACCGUCGCAACAACGACGACAAAGCGCAACAACAGGCAACCACCAAUAUAACCCGACCAACAUCCUUCAUCGCCCCCAUGAGACUCCAUACCACCUAAUUUUCCCAUUCUUGAAACAAAUAUGUACCUCCCGCGCGCCCUCAUCUCCAAGCUCUACGUGCACCUCCAAAACACGCGGCACCCGUUGUCCCCGCCGGUCCUGGUCCUCGUCGCCCUCGAGCCCGACGCGCUCUGCGCCUGCCGCAUCCUUACGCGCCUCUUCAAGCAUGACUACAUCCCGCACAAGAUCCAGCCCGUCGCGGGCUACGCCGACCUCGAGCGCGUCGGCCGCGACCUGGUCGCGCCCAUGACCGAGAUGCGCGGCGGCGCUGGAGGCGUCGUCGUGUGUCUCGGUGUCGGCGGGAUGGCCGACCUCGGGACCGUGUUGGGGCUCGAGCCUGAGGAGGAGGAGAAGGGUGAGAAUGUGGCUUCGUCGUAUGGCGGGGUCGAGGUGUGGGUUGUGGACGCGCACCGGCCGUGGAAUUUGGGGAAUGUGUUUGGUGGGUUCCCGCUUGAACCCGAGACCGCGGAGGCGACUACCUUCGCGGCGCGGUCACCGGUCGGUGUGAAGGCGGGGUGUAUUGACCGGGCGUAUCGACCGGGCAAGGGUGGGAUUGUGGUGUUUGAUGACGGGGAUAUUGAGGAUGAACUCGGGAGGGAGAGGGAGGCGUAUCUUGCACUUGUGGAUAUGCCUGAUGUUGAAGAUGACGGGGAGGACUUGGGUGAUAGCGAUGAUGACGAGGAGAGCGACGGUGACGAGGAGAGCGACGGUGACGAGGAGAGCGACGGUGACGAGGAGAGCGACGGUGACGAGGCCGCGCCAGGUGUUGAGACAUCGCGGGCAGGCCAGAAACGGAAGUCGUGGGACUUUCUGGAAGGGGAUAGCGAUGAGGAGGAGGAUCGGCCGAGGCAGAGGAGACGCAGUAACUCGUCCACUCCGCUUCCAGAUUCGCCUCGUCGCCCAGCCCAGCGGGGUCUCAUAUCGCUACGAGACGAUGCCAUCUUUUCUAGUGACUCGUUGGAACCGCCGACUGCCGGUCAGCCGCCAAAGGCUCCCUCCGCGAGAACUCUCAGGCGACGGCUCCUUCGGCUACGGCGCAAGAACGAGAGCAUCCUGAGAGACUAUUACCGGCUCGGUGCGUCAUACUCGGAACCUGUGUCCUCCAUGAUGUACUCCCUUGCAUCAGAGCUCGGUCGCGAAGACAACGACUUGCUCUGGCUGGCAAUCGUUGGGGUCACGUCGAUGGAGCUCUAUGGACGUUCCUCUGCCGGCAUUGCUCUUUUGCGGGACGAAGUGCGGCGAUUGAAUCCUCCAGAGGUAGGUAAUGGCCGGGUUCUGCCCGAAAAUACAGGCAUCAUCCCCACCACGGCGCGCAGCCCCGAAGACACUAGCAUCCGCCUCUCUCCCGAGCCCAAAUUCCUCCUCAUCCGGCACUGGAGCCUCUACGACAGCAUGCUGCACUCCCCCUACCUCUUCUCCCGCCUCAAGACGUGGAGUGAGACCGGCCUCAAGCGCCUACACAAGCUCCUCGCCAAGAUGGGCGUCAGCCUGGUGCAGUGCAAGCAAAGCUACGCGCACAUGGACAUGAUGCUGAAGCGGGAGCUCCGCACCAAGCUCCUCAAGUACGCCUCGCUCUACAACCUCGACGAGCUGGUCCCCACGAUCGACACGGACGGCCAAGACCUCGGCGGCGCCAAAGACGGCUGGGGGUUCGUGCGCAGCUGGGGCUGGCGGGCGACGCUCAGCGCGCAAGACGUAGGCGUCGUCAUCGGCGCCCUGCUUGAGGUCGGCAAGACCACUUCCACCACCUCCACCUCCUCCUCCUCCUUUUCUUCCUUAUCUGACCCUGGUUCCACUGCCGCUUCCCAAGACCUCGCCCUCGCCACCACCAACAACAACCCCCUUCCCAGUGAAGAGUGGCUACCGCGCUUCUGGCAAGCGUACGACGCGCUCGAGGACAUCGAGGCGCUUAAAGCGGGCCUGCCGACGGCCCAGUUCCUGCACAAAGCGAUCUUCACAACGGGCACCACGAUCCUGAAGAAGAAGCAAAUCUCGCACCUGCGGGCGUUCCGCAUGUGCGUCGUCAAGGACUCGCCGGACGCGGCGCUGUUCAACCACCCGGGCGCGCUGACCAAGCUGGCGCUGUGGAUCGGGGAGGCCCUGGCCGAGCAGGAGAAGGACGCCACGGGAAAACUGGGGCACGGCGGGCGGGGCACGCCGCUGGUCGUGGCGAGCCUGGACGAGAAGAGGGGGGUGUAUGUGGUAGUUGAUGAGGAGGAUGGGGAGGAGGAUGCCAGGAGGCAGAGGGGGUAUGGGCUGAAUCGGUUCGGCACGGCGUUUCAGGAUGUGGUGAGCGAGACGAAUGCGAGGGUGCGCAUCGACAGCUUUGAGCACUGCGUCGUGGAGGUCAAGAAGGAGGAUCUGGGCGGGUUUUUGGAGAGUCUGAGCAUGAAGGCUGUUGUUGGGUGAUUGUUUAUUACUGUGUUGUGUUUCCGGGUAUAGCGAUGGUUUGUGAUGAAGGACGGGCGGGAAUGGAAAAGGUCCUGUUGGGUUGCUCUCUAUUCUGUUAGGCGUUUGGCCCCCUGAUUUACGUUGCCCUUGGCUGGUGCUUUCCUUAGCUCGGUUCAGCCCGCUUCCACCUCCUUUUGUUAAAGCUACGAGUAUCAUGUUGGGGAUGGGAGAGGGAGCAUGGCGAGGUAGAGUAUGUUUGGGUAUGUAUGCAUACAGGUAGCUAGGUAUGGAGGCCCCGGUUUCGCUUGCUGGU
Messenger RNA from Parathielavia appendiculata, 2970 nucleotides. Its product is annotated as CDC45-like protein. The transcript is spliced from 4 exons. NCBI's taxonomy places the organism in Eukaryota, Fungi, Ascomycota, Sordariomycetes, Sordariales, Chaetomiaceae. The record is from RefSeq and is a predicted model, not a curated record. Gene Ontology annotation, biological process: DNA replication initiation; double-strand break repair via break-induced replication; mitotic DNA replication preinitiation complex assembly. Gene Ontology annotation, molecular function: chromatin binding; DNA replication origin binding; single-stranded DNA binding. Gene Ontology annotation, cellular component: DNA replication preinitiation complex. The coding region runs from base 288 to 2675 and encodes 795 amino acids.